Molecule: messenger RNA, 1177 nt
Organism: Aspergillus sclerotioniger CBS 115572
Lineage: Eukaryota; Fungi; Ascomycota; Eurotiomycetes; Eurotiales; Aspergillaceae
Exons: 5
Coding region: 185-1177 (330 amino acids)
Source: RefSeq, a predicted model, not a curated record
GUUGUGCAUAAGGUCUUGCUUCGAACCGUGGAUUGAGCGUGGGAAAUCAUGGAAGAGCCGGGAUUGAGUUUCUUUUCCCAGAUCGAACCUGACAGGCAGUAAUUGGCGUCAAAGUCUAUUUCUGGUUAACUUCUGGGCAUGGGAUGGAGAUAAAUGGGAUUGUCUCAUUUGUUGCGAUUAGGUUAUGGCUAGUUUUGCCAUGGUUCCUUCGAAGGAUGCUGCGUUGGUGCUGUCAAACAAGUUUCAGUGCAGUUGGUUUGCUGUGGCUGCUCUCUCCGUCACCCAACCUUAUUGGAUUGACAAUGAUGGCCUUAUUUUCGACCUCUUAGUGGAAGGGAAGAGGAAAUUGACGAUGAUAGGCCUGCUGGAUCCGAUAAUUGAUAAAGCCAGGGGAUUGAUUGGUUCUCAGCAGGACGCCGUGGCUAGCCUCUGCACCGGGACAAAGCACAUCUAUGUGGUGGGUGGGGGGGCAUGCAUCCCCUAUGUUCCCGAUGCGAUCAGGUGGCAUUUCCAGGGGCCCGGAAUGAUAGUAACCGUUCCUCAUAGCCCGCACUUGACCGUUGUACAAGGUGCGGCAAUGUAUUCCAGCCGCGAGGCCUAUUUGUCGGUCCAUCGGUGCCUGCAGCACGUGGGCUUUUCGUGCACAAAACAGUACGAUGACACCAGGGAUGGACAAGCUGAUCCUCGGGUUGCGAAUGUUCGCCAUGACCCUUUCAGGGGAGAGGUUACAAGUGAUGGGGUAGCCACUUGGGUUUUAGAAAAGGCAAGUCAUCAAUUGAUUGGGUGUUUUCUUCCUCUACUACCCCUGCUAACAAGGAGACUCAUGAAGGAGGGGCUGUAUGAUGACGGUUAUACAAACGAACAGGCAUUUUUCGCGGAUCUAAAGGCCUCUGGAGACACUCUAAAGCGGUCCCAUGCGGUUUAUAAAUGUAGAUCCGCAGUGGCACCGCAGAGGGUUGACCAUAAUUCUGCCGUUCACUACUGCUCGAUUGAACUCGAUUUCACCCCACUCCGCCUGUGGACUCUUCCAACUUUUUGGAGGGACGGAGCGCUGAUGUACCGGGUUCGGUAUGUCAUUGAGACGACGGUUUUUGCAAGCCUGAACGAAAUUAAGUUCACUGCAACCGCUUUUGACUGCAAGUUGGGGACAAGGACUGUAGUGUUGCCGGCUCCGUGA